GUGGAGGCAGCUGCAGGUAGCCCAGGUGGAUUCUCUCGCCCGAGACAAGUCAGGAAUAUCGCAACGCGGUACAAGAGUUUAAGAGAGAAUGGCUCCUCGGCCUGAGCUUGGGAAUGGGACUUCUGAAACUCACCUAGACCAUGACGCGACUGGCAAGUCUAAGGAUGGGGUGGUGUUACCUGCCUAUUCCACGGCUGCUCUGGUGGACGAUGUGGCGCAGGAAUCGGCCGUCGACCCUUGGGACCUUCCUGCGCUCCAAGAAACAGGCGUGAAGUGGUCAGAUUUGGAUACCAAGGGGAAAGUGAUCCGGAUUGUGACAGGAAUUGGGAAGUUGUGUUUAUUGCUGGGAUUUCUCUACAUGUUUGUUUGCUCUCUGGACGUUCUCAGUUCCGCGUUUCAACUGGUUGGAGGGAAGGCAGCUGGAGACAUCUUUCAGGACAAUGUAGUCCUGUCCAACCCUGUAGCCGGUCUGGUGAUUGGGGUUUUAGUGACGGUUCUUGUGCAGAGCUCCAGCACAUCCUCCUCCAUUGUGGUCAGCAUGGUCUCCUCAGGAUUGUUAGAGGUUAGGUCUGCUGUGCCAAUCAUCAUGGGAGCCAACAUUGGCACAUCCGUCACAAACACUAUUGUGGCCAUGAUGCAGGCCGGGGACCGCAAUGAGUUCCGCAGGGCUUUCGGUGGAGCUACGGUUCACGAUUUCUUCAACUGGCUGUCUGUGCUUGUGCUGCUUCCUCUAGAGGUGGCCACAGGCGUCCUCUACAAACUCACUGACCUUAUCAUCAUCUCUUUCAACCUUCAAACUGGCCAGGAUGCUCCCGAUAUUCUCAAAGUUAUUACAGAGCCCCUGACAAAAAAUAUCAUUGAGUUGGACAAGUCUGUUAUCAGUGGCAUUGCCACUGGGGACCCUGCUGCAAGGAACAAGAGUUUGAUCAAGAUCUGGUGCAAAACAGAGACCGUGAUAACUCUUCAAAACGUGACUGUUCCUGGACCAGAGAACUGCACUGUGGGCGCCUUGUGCUGGACAGAAGGCAACCUGACAUGGACGCAGAAGAAUGUGUCAGAGACGAUAAACCUGGCGAGAUGCAAGCACAUCUUUGCAAAUGCCAACCUGCCUGACCUGGCUGUGGGGCUGAUCCUGCUGGGGCUCUCGCUCGCCAUCCUCUGCACAUGCCUCAUCCUCAUCGUCAAGCUGCUCAACUCCAUGCUCAAGGGACAGGUGGCCGUGGUCAUCAAGAAGGUGCUCAACACAGAUUUCCCUUACCCAUUCGGGUGGGUAACUGGCUACAUCGCCAUGUUUGUUGGAGCUGGAAUGACGUUCAUCGUACAGAGCAGUUCUGUCUUCACGUCAGCCAUCACUCCACUUGUGGGUAUUGGUGUCAUAAGCAUUGAGAGGGCUUAUCCGCUCACUCUGGGUUCGAACAUAGGAACAACAACGACGGCCAUUCUUGCAGCCUUGGCCAGCCCAGGGGAGACGCUGGCAAAUGCGUUGCAGAUAUCCUUGUGUCACUUUUUCUUCAACAUUUUCGGGAUCCUCCUGUGGUACCCGAUCCCCUUCAUGCGCGUGCCCAUCCGCCUGGCCAAGGGCCUAGGGGACCACACAGCCAAGUACCGCUGGUUCGCCGCCGUCUACCUGGUAUUGUGCUUCCUGGUCAUGCCGCUCACCGUGCUUGGGCUCUCCAUCGCCGGCUGGCAGGUGCUGGUCGGUGUGGGUGUUCCUAUCAUCGUGCUGGUCGUGUGUGUGGUGGUCAUCAACGUCCUGCAGAGGCGCCGGCCGCAAUACCUGCCGGGGGUGCUGCGCAGCUGGGACUUCCUGCCGCGGCCGCUGCACUCGCUGGCACCGUGGGACCACGUGGUCACGUCAGCCAUGGCCUUCUGUGGGGCGCGCUGCUGCUGCUGCUGCAAGUGCUGCCGCAGAGGGGAAGGUGAGGACGAGGAGAAGGCCAGCCAGAAGGACGGCAAGAGUCUGGAGAUGUACGACAACCCAGCGCUCACCACAGACGAAGCGCCCACUCAGACACAAUUAUAACUGCUUUGUGUCUUUGUGUGUCUUUCAUGCUGCUCUCUCUCACUCUCUUUCUCUCUCUCUGUCUCUUUCUCUCAUACACACACACACACACACACACACACACACAUCCCUCUCUUUGAUUGGACUGAUCCCACUAUGUAAAAUGGGUGAAAAUAUACAGGAGAUUGGAGAACAGGGAUAUUCCUUCUUGGAAGGCACUAGCCUAGAAAUCUAGACGCGCCCCUAGCGGCAGCCAGGGCUAGUCUAGCAACUCUCCGUUGGCUUGUGAGCU
Alosa alosa (allis shad) is the source of this 2294-nucleotide messenger RNA. RefSeq names its product solute carrier family 34 member 2b (gene slc34a2b). Gene Ontology annotation, biological process: intracellular phosphate ion homeostasis; sodium-dependent phosphate transport. The transcript has 13 exons. Gene Ontology annotation, molecular function: sodium:phosphate symporter activity. The record is from RefSeq and is a predicted model, not a curated record. The coding region runs from base 89 to 2023 and encodes 644 amino acids. NCBI's taxonomy places the organism in Eukaryota, Metazoa, Chordata, Actinopteri, Clupeiformes, Clupeidae. Gene Ontology annotation, cellular component: vesicle; brush border; apical plasma membrane.